AUGUGGAAGGGCCGGGAUGUCGGGAAGGACAACGCGCCGCUGGCAGAGGUUCAAGGUCUGGAGUUGUCUCACUGCGUUGGGACCAACUCUCUGGGUCCUGUUGGGCCUUGGAGGUUGGGGGGGCCCUGCAAGAUGAAGAGGGUCCGCACUGUCUUCAAACCAGAGCAGCUGGAGCGGUUGGAGCAGGAAUUCCUCAAGCAGCAGUACAUGGUGGGCACGGAGCGAGUGGACCUGGCUGCGACUCUGCACCUCACGGAGACUCAGGUGAAAGUCUGGUUCCAGAACCGGAGGAUCAAGUGGAGGAAGCAGAGCAUGGAGCAGAAGGCGGCAAAGCUGUCCCAGUUUGGGGUGAUCCAGCCUGCGACCGCCGACUCCACGGACAUCAAGGACCACGAGGAGGACACCGUGGACGUGGAGCUUUGA
This is a messenger RNA of Manacus vitellinus (golden-collared manakin), 423 nucleotides long. Its product is annotated as homeobox protein not2. The coding region runs from base 1 to 423 and encodes 140 amino acids. The record is from RefSeq and is a predicted model, not a curated record. NCBI's taxonomy places the organism in Eukaryota, Metazoa, Chordata, Aves, Passeriformes, Pipridae. Gene Ontology annotation, molecular function: DNA binding; DNA-binding transcription factor activity, RNA polymerase II-specific. Gene Ontology annotation, biological process: regulation of DNA-templated transcription; neuron differentiation; central nervous system development. The transcript has 3 exons.